Suricata suricatta (meerkat) is the source of this 4467-nucleotide messenger RNA. RefSeq lists its product as uncharacterized. NCBI's taxonomy places the organism in Eukaryota, Metazoa, Chordata, Mammalia, Carnivora, Herpestidae. The record is from RefSeq and is a predicted model, not a curated record. Bases 3731 to 4357 code for a protein of 208 amino acids. The transcript is spliced from 5 exons.
UCUCUCCGAGGAGGGGAGGGUGUGCCGGAGAGGGGGCUGGGUAAGUGAUAAGUGACACCCACAUUUCUGGAACACUGAGCAAGACAGAGACGUGCGAGGAGGAAGGGGCUGGGCUCGGCAGUCCGUGCGGCCCAUAGGGCACCGACGGUCACACUGACGGGGACGAGCGUGCUCUCGCACAGGAACGAGGGACUCACAGCAGGGGGAGGCAGGAGAGGGCUCGCCUCCAGUCAUUUGUGAGGCCUGAGGAGGGCCGGGAAGACAGUGCUCACCACCGAGAGAACCAGCCAGAGAAAGGCCAGCACGUCCAGGCCCGCCGGUGCCAUCCAGACGGGAAAUGAAUGUCAACGAGGCUGGAACCAGGUGGCUGGCCCAGCUGUGGCCCUGUUACCCUCUGAGCCACAUUUCUUUGGGACAUCUUGAGAGGCUGAGUCCUUACAUUGAUCUAAGUCAGUCCUGGGAAUUUUCUUUUCUGGUAAAGGUGGACAUUGACUCCAUGAUCACGUACUCACGGGGAAGUCUACUGGGACAUUGAGGAAAUAUCUUCCUGCUUGAUAAAAGAGUGAGAUUGAGGAUGGGAAAAAUAAUCCCUUUUUGGAUCACUGUCUUCCCUUUCUAGUUAAGAUGUGGUUAUGGGAUGUGAUGUCUGGUGCCCCAGCAGCCACCAGGACCCAUGAAGACAGGAGAAGUGAAGAACUCAGAUAACCAAUCCAGGAAAAGCCCCACAUCCAGACUUCCUGUUCUAAGAUUUAAUUAAAUGUCAUCACCGUUCCAGGCAUGGAAAAUAGCCUAAGUGGGACAAAAAGCAAAUGGGAAUGAAUCCUGAGACAGAGGAGGAAAUAGAGGGGUGUUAGGAACGAGGAAGCUAAAAAGGAGUCUGUUAGAGAGAAUUUCAUUUCGGGCAGCAGGCUCCUGGGGGGGAGGACAGAGUAGCCUUGCAGAUACUCGAAUCUUCGCCUAGAAGUCGAGGAUGCCAAGGACAGCCCCACCUCAUACACAGAUCGGGAAACUGAGGCCCAGGGAAGCGAGCGGCUGCCCGAGGCCACACAGCAGAGGCAGACUGGCUCAUGCAUCCAGCCGGGCCGAUGACCUCCCGCGCAGGUCCUGAGGCGGCUGACCUGAGGCACCGUGGGCCUCAAGGAUCCCUGCAGCACUCAGCAAACUGGCAGAGAAGCAGCGAGUGCUCAAAACCACCGAGGCGCGGGGCCUGGGCGCACGGCAGACCCCGUAAGUGUGAGCUGCUGUUUCUGCAAACAGUGGGUGCCCGUGAAGGGUGUGCCUGCCCCGUGGCAGCCGCAUUUCCAGCCCUGGGCAUCCAGCAAGCCUUUCCAUCCCUCAACAGCCCUACGGGCCUCAUCCACUCCCCAGCUCCGGGCUGUCUAGGCCCCAGCACAAAGGGCUGGAAUGAAACCCAGAGGCUGGGAGAGAAUCCUGCUGUGAAGACAGGGAGCUGGUAAAUAGGACAAGGCUGGGCUCCACCGGAGAUACUAACAGGCAAGGGCGGCUUGCUCAGGGCGCUCCUACCCCUCCCUCAGGGCGCUCGCCUGGGCAUCCAGGCCCCCCCCUCCCCAGGCAUCUCCUGCUCAGCCACUGUUUCUGUGUGCGGACACGGGCAGGCCAUGUGGCCUCUGUUUCCUCAUCUGCAAAAUGGGUACAGUAACAGUACUUUCCCCGUAGGUAGGAGUAGGCGUGUUGUUGCGGUCGCAGGGCAGGAACCUCACUCAGGCAGGCUCAGAUAGGACACUGCCUCCGCCACACGCUCGCUGUGGGGCACGGGGCCAGCAACUCUAACCGCUCUGUGCCUCAGUUUCCCCAACUGCCAGGCAGAUAAACUGAAAUGACUCAGCAUGGAGCCUGGAGCCUGGGAAAUAGUAACGAUCGUUACUAUUGUUUUCCUGCUUCGGGAGUCCCACGGUCUGGGCCCCCAGUCUCGGCCUCCCUUCCUCCGAGCACCUGUUAAUCUCAACAAUUCCUUCCCACACUUCUUGGGCACCUGCUGUGGAUCUGUCUUGGGGAAGCCGACAUCCCAGGAGAAGAAAUGUUAAACUCAAGAUUUGUGUGUGAAGGGCUCGCCACAUAAUCCAGGGGCUCCGUGCUGCCCUUCACCCCCGUCUGGCCUCCCGGGACCGCUCCGAGCGGGGGUUCUGGCAGGGCGCCGGGAUGCAGCCCUCAGGGGCCCCAGACACAGCAUCUGGGGGGAUGGGGGCAUGUGGGAGACUGUCAUGUGGAAGAGGCAACUUCCCAUGAAAGAGGGUGCCCAAAGAGGCCUUGGGAGCCAGAGGAGAUCAGGGUGGGCUUCCUGCAGGAAGCAGUUAUGAAUAACAACAUGUAUUGAGUGCAGGUCUGCACCAGGCACUGUUCUCUUCACAACAGCCCUUUGCAGAAGGUUUUUCACACUCAUUCUGUGGGUAAUAGUCUGAGGCCAGAGAGCUCUCGUAGCCUGCCUGAAGUCACACAGCAGACACGCCGGAGCUGAAAUUCAAACCCUGUGGUCUAACUGAAGCAUCGCACUGCUCCCCGGACAGGGCUCUCCAGCAUAGGCACUGGACCUGGUUGUCCCCUCUGCCCAGACUACACUCCCCACGGCAGAAAUCAUCUGAAGCCUCCCCCACCUACACUUCAGCCCCUGAAGGCCUGAGCCCCUCCCUCACGGAGGCAGGGGUGGGGGUAGACCACAGGCGCAGCCCCCUGCAUCCUGGUAAAGGAAGGAGGGAACGGUCGUUUUCUCGGUUGUUUCCCACCACUCCGCAAGGCCGGCCCCGGGGUUGUCCCCAUUUUCCAGAGGAGAAAACUGAGGCAGGGAGGCUCAGAGGCCUGUGUGAGUCCAGACCCUGCCCCAUCUCCCCCAACUGCACUGAAGAUGUGAAGGAAACAGCCUCCAAAGUGACUCUGCGCCUCUGUUUGCCCCCUGAUGAAAUGGGGAGAUGAGCCAGGACCUCCCGUGGGGGGAGGAGCAGGACCUGGGUCCCCAGGACCUGGCCCCAGGGGCCCCCCCAGGCUGCCCGUAUCACUGACGCCCGCAUCAUGACUGUUGGGGCGCUGCGCCCCGUCAGACCUGUGAACCCCUAGACUUGCGGUACUUCCUGUAAGGAAACCCGCCUGCGAGGCCUUAGUGAGGGGCCCUGAUCGCUCAUUUAAUUAUAAUCUUUGGGGAAAGAACCCCCCGCCCCUUCAGCUGCUAGGGAAGCCGCCAGUGUGGCUGUGGCCUGCGGGGGGUAACCGACCCGGCCCCCAGGCCUUUGUGUCAGUCCUGCCCAGAUUACUCUGUUUUUCCAACCCCAAACCAGGCCUGGCAUGAACUCAAUGCUCAGCAUUGUCCUGGGCCCGGGCCUCCCCCGGGGGCCCCCAGGGCCAGGCCUCAUCCUUCCUCCAGCUGGGGAGCCGGCCCCCACGAGGCGUCUCAGGAAACCAGAAACCCAGCAAGGCCAGCUGGGGCGGCCUCCUGCGUGCUGGUCCCAGGCCCCCUGUGUGCCACCUCCUCAAAACCUCACCACCUCACUGCAGGGAGGGGCUCGUGUGUGCCCAUUUUCCAGAUGGAGAGACUGAGGCCUGGGGAGUUGAUGUAGGGAGCAUUGGCAGAGCCCAGGUCAGACUGCACCAAGGACGCUGUCCCAGGAGGGGGUCCGGGUACCCUGGACCUGCACCAGGAACCAAGCAUGAGAGGGAAUUCGGGAGGCAGUCCUCACCGGGCAGAGAUGGAAGAGACCUGAGCCAUGGGGCAGAGGGCUUCAUGGCUAAGGGCUGCGAUUCCCACCACGGCUGCUCCGGGUUCAAGUCCAGCUCUGGGCCCUGUUUGCCUCUCUCUGCACCUUGCUUUCCCAAGCUAGGAGACUGGGGAGGGAGGGGACUCAGGCCAUCAGCUGGUGUGAAACACUUAGUGGGGAGUAAGUGCUGCGUUAACAGAGCUGAAACCCAGAGCCCGACAGCAGCCAAGGUUCCAAGACAGCAGGAGAGCACCUCGUGUCACCCACGUCAGGGCCCGCAGGAGCCGAAGACGGAGCAGCACCAGGGGCGAAUGUGGAUGCCCCCGGGCACUCCAGGGGAGAAAAUGGGGCUGCAAGAUCUCCCCAAGGAAGAGAGAGAUGGUGGAGACACAGCAUCUCCGGCAGUCAGGAGGCCAGGCCUCCUGGGUGAGGCCCGAGGCGGAAAAACUGAGGCCCAGAGAGGGAAAGGCCAGGACGUGGCUGAGGCAGAGCUCCACACCAGGCCUGCCGGAGUCCUGGGCCCACUCCGCACUGGGGACACGGCAGGGAAGAGCAGUGACCCAGGCGCCUGCCUGGGGAGCCAGCACGUCAGCGGGAGAGACAGACAGGAAACAAGACACAUGAUCUGGGCCCCGACCCCUGGCCCCUCAUAACACAGACCCCAGAGACCUCACACAUUCUCAGUGGCUCUGAAACAAGACUUCCCAGGGGCGCCUGGGUGGCUCCGUCAGUGAAGCAUCCGACUUCGGCUCAGGUCAUGAUC